UCACACUGUCUUCUGAUUUCGUCGGCUCAUUCAGCGUGUUUCGUUUAUCUUGCUUUAAUUUACUCAAAGAAACAAAUAGUUAACUAAAUACGAGUCACAAUGGCUUCGAUUAGCUUGCUGAACCCUAAGGCCGAGUUCGCCCGCGCCGCCCAAGCCCUGGCCAUCAAUAUCAGUGCCGCCAAGGGACUGCAGGAUGUGAUGCGCACCAAUUUGGGCCCCAAGGGAACCGUCAAGAUGCUGGUCUCUGGCGCCGGCGACAUUAAGAUCACCAAGGAUGGCAACGUGCUGCUCCAUGAGAUGCAGAUUCAGCAUCCCACUGCCUCGAUGAUUGCCAGGGCCAGCACUGCCCAGGAUGAUUCCACCGGAGAUGGUACCACCACCACCGUGAUGCUGAUCGGUGAGUUGCUAAAGCAGGCCGACAUCUAUCUGUCGGAGGGUCUGCAUCCACGCAUCAUGACCGAGGGCUUCGAGAAGGCACGCGACAAGGCAUUGGAAGUGCUUGAGAAGGUCAAGGUGCCCGUGGAGAUCAGCAAGAAGAGUCUUGUGGAGAUUGCCAAUACCAGUUUGAAGACCAAGGUGCAUCCGGCACUGGCCGAUCUCCUCACCGAGGUCUGUGUGGACGCCGUCCUGACCAUUGCCAGCAGUGAUAAAAACAAGCCGGUGGAUCUUCAUAUGGUCGAGCUGAUGGAGAUGCAGCACAAGACCGACACCGAUACCCAGCUGGUGCGCGGUCUGGUCAUGGAUCAUGGCGCUCGUCAUCCCGAUAUGCCCAAGCGCCUGGAGAACGCCUACAUCCUGACGGCCAACGUGUCGCUGGAGUACGAGAAGGCCGAGGUUAACUCUGGCUUCUUCUACAAGACCGCCGAGGAGCGUGAGGCCUUUGUGCGCGCCGAGCGUGACUUUAUCGACCAGCGCGUAAAGAAGGUGAUUGAUCUGAAGCGCUCCGUGUGCGACGGCACCGACAAGACCUUUGUGCUCAUCAACCAGAAGGGCAUCGAUCCCAUCUCGCUGGAUGCUCUGGCCAAGGAGGGCAUCCUGGCUCUGCGUCGUGCCAAGCGCCGCAACAUGGAGCGCCUGGCCCUGGCCUGUGGCGGAACUGCCAUGAAUUCGUUCGAUGAUCUGCAGGAAGAGAAUCUGGGCUACGCCGGUGUGGUGUAUGAGCAUGUGCUGGGCGAGAACAAGUACACGUUCGUCGAGGACUGCAAGAACCCCCUGUCGGUGACAAUCCUGAUUAAGGGUCCCAAUAAGCACACCAUCACCCAGAUCAAGGAUGCCAUCAGGGAUGGUCUGCGGGCCAUUAAUAACACCAUUGCGGAUAAGGCUUUGGUGCCUGGCGCCGGUGCCUUUGAGGUGCGUGCCUACAAUGAGCUGGUUGCCUUCAAGGAAACCAUUAAGGGCAAGUCUCGCCUGGCCGUGCAGGCCUUUGCCGAUGCCCUGCUCGUCAUACCCAAGACGCUGGCCGUCAACAGUGGCUACGAUGCCCAGGACACCAUCGUUAAGCUGACCGUGGAGGAUCGCCUGAAUCCGGAUCUCGUCGGCCUCGAUAUUGCCACCGGUGAGCCCAUGAAGCCGGUGGAUUUGGGCGUCUACGACAACUAUAUUGUGAAGAAACAGAUCCUCAACUCGUGCUCGAUCAUUGCCAGCAACCUGCUGCUCGUCGACGAGGUGAUGCGUGCGGGCAUGACCAGCCUCAAGGGCUAGUAGUCUUGGUCGCCUUAAACUCUCACGUUAACCAAGUUAAUGCACCGCCUGCUACUCAACCCGCGUCGUCAAACCAACCGAAACAAGCAUCAACAUCGCCCGAAACUGUUGCGGUUGCGCAAGUAUUCACAAAAAAGAGAAGAAAACUAAAAGAAAAAAACAAAUCGAAACAAAAUCACCUAACAUACACACAGCAAAACAUAUACUUUAUAACGCUAAUAUAUUUUCUCGUAUUUUUUUCAUUACAACUAAUGUUUACUUACUCCAAAAACCAACCAUUGGUUUAAAAAAAUAAAAACUACCAUUGAAACUUA
This is a messenger RNA of Drosophila serrata, 2015 nucleotides long. RefSeq names its product chaperonin containing TCP1 subunit 6 (gene CCT6). Gene Ontology annotation, biological process: protein folding. Lineage: Eukaryota; Metazoa; Arthropoda; Insecta; Diptera; Drosophilidae. Gene Ontology annotation, molecular function: ATP binding; ATP hydrolysis activity; ATP-dependent protein folding chaperone. The record is from RefSeq and is a predicted model, not a curated record.